Messenger RNA from Chrysoperla carnea, 457 nucleotides. RefSeq lists its product as uncharacterized. Bases 62 to 457 code for a protein of 131 amino acids. The record is from RefSeq and is a predicted model, not a curated record. Lineage: Eukaryota; Metazoa; Arthropoda; Insecta; Neuroptera; Chrysopidae. The transcript has 3 exons.
UUUUAGUAAAUUUUGAUUUUUCUUAAACAAACUAAACAAGUCGAACGUCUCGACUUAUAAAAUGUUAUUUAUAAUAUAUUUUUUAUACAUUUUAUUUUUGAUAAAUUGUACAAAUUCUGAUGUAAUAAUUCAUCGUCCAACAGAAUGUUUUUACGCUGACGAAAUUGAGAAAUGUCUUCAAGAAAAGUGUCCUUUACGCUCCAAUGAGAAGUUUACCGCCAGCAAUGGAAUGUGUAAUCAGCAAUGUCACAACCAAUACCCUUGCAUAAAAGUUAUAACACCAGGUUGCGAAUGUGAAUCAAAUUAUUGCCGAAAUCAAAAACAAGAAUGUGUUCCAAUUGCAAUUGAUCGGCAAUCUAAGCCAUCUGAAUCGGAAGAUUUUGUUAUAACAUAUUUUGAAGAUAUGUUAAAGAAUUUAUUUCAAUGGUAUUUGGAAAAUGUUGAUUUGCAAAAGUAA